Astyanax mexicanus (Mexican tetra) is the source of this 3912-nucleotide messenger RNA. RefSeq names its product RNA binding motif protein 12 (gene rbm12). NCBI's taxonomy places the organism in Eukaryota, Metazoa, Chordata, Actinopteri, Characiformes, Acestrorhamphidae. The coding region runs from base 107 to 2815 and encodes 902 amino acids. The record is from RefSeq and is a predicted model, not a curated record. The transcript is spliced from 2 exons. Gene Ontology annotation, biological process: regulation of RNA splicing. Gene Ontology annotation, molecular function: RNA binding. Gene Ontology annotation, cellular component: ribonucleoprotein complex; nucleoplasm.
UCGAGAAUUGAUUUUAAAUGCUUGCCGUCAAGAUUGGCUUGGGUUACGUCCACAACUAGUAACGAAGCGCCGCUAAUUGUACAGGUGUGUCUUAUAGCACCUCAGCAUGGCUGUGGUCAUCCGUUUGCAGGGUCUACCCAUUGUGGCGGGCACCAUGGACAUUCGCCAUUUCUUCUCCGGACUGACCAUCCCAGAUGGUGGUGUGCAUAUUGUAGGGGGCGAACACGGCGAAGCUUUUAUCGUGUUCGCUACUGACGAAGAUGCAAGACUCGGAAUGAUGCGCACAGGGGGGGCAAUCAAAGGAUCCAAAGUGUCGCUGUUGCUGAGUAGCAAAACCGAGAUGCAGAACAUGAUCGAGUUGAGCCGCAGGCGCUUUGAAAGCGGUAGCGUAGAAGUUGCUGCAGGAAAUGGCAACAGAUCAGGGCCACCUAGUUCUACAGGGGGAAGUGGAAGGGGUAGCUUGCCAACCACUGCACAAGGUUUUAGUAACACCACAUCAACCACAGCCACCACAGCUGUCUCCUCUAACGAGCCUGUAAACAAUAAAGCUGUCCCUACUUUUGCCUCGACAACCAUGGGCAACAUGCCUGCAAACUUUAACAACUUCAGCAGCCCGAGUCUUAGUGUAGGCUCCACUAUGACAACUGCCAUGUCCUCCUUGAGUUCUGUACCUCCUCCCAUACCCCCCUUGCCCUCUAUGCCAACAUUACCACCCAUGCCGCCAAUGCCAGUUCCACCACCAGUGUCCGCAUUACCCCCAGUACCAACUGUUAAUCCUCUCAGCUCAGUGCCUCCAGUACCGCCAAUGGCUCACAUGCAGCACAUAUCUGGUAUUCCUCCUUUUAAUCCUGGUGUACCUCCACCAGUUGGCCCUAUGACUGGUGGUCUUGGGCAUUCAGGACCACCGCUCUUAGGAAACCCAAAUCCAAUAUUUCUUAACCCAUUGAACCCCCUAAAUCCACUCAGUCUCCAAGCACAUUUGAAAUCGGCUGUGGGAAGCCCAGACGAGUUGUUCAUUCAGCUCCAAGGCCUUCCUUUCAAUGCGUCCGAAAUUGAAAUUAGAGAUCUUUUCCACGGGCUUGCAGUCGACUCUAUUAGGAUACUCCGGGACAAUAUGGGUAGAAGCAGCGGCAGGGCUUUGGUUAGGUUCUUCUCACCUCACGAUUCCUUUGAAGCUCUCAAACGAAACAAUGCAAUGAUAGGCCAAAGGUACGUAGAGAUAGCUCCUUCUUCAGAGAGGCAGUGGAGAGAGGGUCACGGACCGAACGUAGGGCAUGGAAAAAUGGGUAAUGAACCUGAACACAACCGUCAUCAUCGUGGCGGUCCCAAUUUGAGUUCCCCCUCUGGUCGAGAGCGUGCUAGGUCCCGCUCCCCUCACAAACAGGAAUUCUGUGUGUAUUUAAAGGGGCUUCCAUAUGAAGCAGAAAACAAACAGAUAUUUGAGUUUUUCAAAAACCUGGACAUUGUUGAGGACAGUAUUUACAUUGCAUACGGCCCCAACGGCAGGGCGACAGGCGAAGGUUUUGUUGAGUUCAGAAAUGAAAUGGACUACAAAGUUGCCCUUGGGUGCCACAUGCAGUAUAUGGGUAGUCGAUUCAUUCAGGUGCACCCCAUCACAAAGAAAAACAUGUUUGAAAAGAUAGACGGAAUCCGUAAAAGAUUGCAGGGAUCGCAGAGCGAUCAGAAAGGCAGCUUGUCCGAGGGAGGUAAGGGCUCCAGAACAUGCGCCCACAUAACGAAUAUUCCCUACAACGUCUCGAAGAAAGACGUGCGUUUGUUUCUAGAUGGUAUUCAGAUGUUUGAGGACAGUCUCAAAGUGCUAGUAGAUGGCAACGGCAAUGGCCUCGGCCAGGCUGUGGUGCAGUUUAAAACUGACGAGGACGCUCUCAAGGCUGAGCGGUUACACAGGCAGAAGUUAAACGGCAGGGAUGCUUUUGUCCACUUAGUCACAUUCGAGCAAAUGAAGGAAGUUGAGAGAAACCCGCCCCCACAGACCAAAAGAGGUCAGAAAGCUCAAGCUAAUUCCCUUGCCCACGCACAAGCUCAAGCACAAGCUCAGGCUCAAGCGCAAGCUCAGGCUCAAGCCCAGGCCCAGGUGCAAGCACAAGCUCAGAUUCAAGUCCAGGCACCACAUGCUUUUCCUGGAAUGACUGGAGAUGAGUUUAAUUUUCUGAGAAACGCUGUAGGGAAUCUUGGUAAUGGACCUCCAUUUGUCAACCCUUUUGCUGCCCCGGGUAAUGGACUUGCUGGUCCACCACCUUUGCCGCCAUUGGGUACAGCUUUGGGUGAUGUGUCUCUUCCAGUUCCUCCACCCAUGGUUGGAGGACAUUUACCAGGGCCUGUUUUAGAGCCUCCUGUAUUCCGGCCAGGAGGAGCAAGUGGUGCACCUCCCGGCUUUCCCGGAGCGCCGGAGAACUUAAGAGGCAUGUCUCCUUUUGACAAUGGUUCGUCAAGAAAGGGUUUGAGUCAGAAUCGUGGCGGCAGCCAGGGGCGUUCAGGAGGUUCCCAACCUGCUUUUGGACAAUCCCCUGAAAGUCACAGAGGCUCGGCAAGUGGCGCUGGUCCAGGUGACCCCCGGCCAACCAUUGUCAAAAUCCAGAACAUGCCUUUUACAGUCACGGUUGAUGAAAUAUUAGAUUUCUUUUAUGGAUACAAGGUGUUGCCUGGCUCUGUGUGCUUGCAGUUUAGCGAGAAAGGACUGCCUACCGGGGAAGCGAUGGUUGCUUUUGAUUCACAUGAGGAAGCGAUGGCUGCGGUUAUGGACCUGAACGAUAGGCCAAUCGGGUCAAGAAAAGUAAAGAUCACAAUGGGAUGAAAGAUUUAUCUGUAAAAACAUUUGGUGGCGUCUUGACAGUUUUGACUGUUUUUAUUUGCGGAACUAUGAACUACAUAACGGUGGAUCCCCCUUUUUGUUUGUUUUUGUUUUUUGCUUUGAUACAACAUGCUAGAUUUACUCUGUAAAGUGGAUUGAUUAUUGAAAAUCUACGUACAUUAAUUCAACGCACGCUAUGGUGGUUUUAUGACAUGGUUAGGACAAUACAAAAGCUUCAAGGUUUCUCAAAACUGUAUAGUUGUAAAAGCUGAAGUGUUGCAGGUAUAAAGAAACCUAAGAAUGCUUUUGCUCAGAUCAGAUUUGCUGUGUUUGAGUGCGCAAGUGUAAGCUGACACUGAGGCUAUGCUAGAGCAUUUAUAUGUACUGGUGGUCCCUUUCAGCUGAUACAUAAGCUGUAAUCGGUUGAUAUUCUGUACCCAAGUCAACUUUUUUUUUUAUUAUUAUUAUUUCUGAAGAUUUUGCACUUCUUUUUAUAUGCUUUGUCUGUUCUCUGCUUUCUCAGAUUGGGGUUUACACCCAGUGCUGCCACGCAUGGUGUGUUUGCUCCCAAAUUAUAAAUCAAGAGUUUCCCUCAAUGCUCAGUUUUACUCUAUUUGAUUUAAAUGCAUGCCCGUGUUUUGUCAGUACAUGUUCCUCUGCCAGCAGAGUGUAUGGGAUGAAGCUUACCUGUGAGAAAGACGAGAUGUUAAACACAUGUAUCAGGCUCCCUCUCAGAACGGAUCAGCAGGAUUAUCAGUAAAUGUGGCUGUGUAAUUAAUGUUUUGUGUAUGAAAAAGCUUUUCAUUCUUCUCUUGCUUGUGCUCGUCCUACACUGUGCUUUGCUGUGUUUGCUAUGAUGUGUAUAUCUAUACAGUAGCAUUAUUGCUUCUCUUUCUUGUUUUUUAAGGUCUCAGCCCUAAGCAUUUCACAUUAUGUUGGUGUUUAGUUUAUUUGCUGUUGUACAUAUUUUUCCAGCCCAGCUAUUUUGUCAAUAAAAUGACAUUCCUGAAAUGAUGAAUCUGGAAGGUAUUGUAUUUUAUCCUGUCUUCAUGUCUCUCCUUCAGUCCAUAAAUGAAUAAAGUUGGUUUUUCCUCUGCUGA